AUGCUCCGGGGGCGAUCCCUAUCCGUGACAUCCCUGAGCGGCCUUCCGCGGUGGGAGGUGGAAGAACUUCCAGUGGAUGACUUACUGCUCUUUGAAGUCGCUUGGGAAGUGACUAAUAAAGUUGGGGGCAUCUAUACUGUGAUUCAGACGAAGGCCAAAAUCACAGCCGAUGAAUGGGGAGAUAACUAUUUUCUGAUUGGUCCAUAUUUUGAGCACAAUAUGAAGACUCAGGUGGAACAGUGCGAGCCUGUAAAUGAUGCUGUUAGAAGAGCAGUGGACACAAUGAACAAGCACGGCUGCCAGGUGCACUUCGGCAGAUGGCUGAUAGAAGGCAGUCCUUACGUGGUGCUCUUUGACAUAGGCUAUUCGGCCUGGAACCUGGACAGGUGGAAGGGUGAUCUCUGGGAAGCAUGCAGUGUUGGCAUCCCUUACCAUGACCGAGAAGCCAACGAUAUGCUGAUAUUUGGAUCUUUAACUUCCUGGUUCUUAAAAGAGGUGACAGACCACAUGGAUGGAAAACGUGUCAUUGCUCAUUUUCACGAAUGGCAGGCGGGGAUUGGACUAAUCCUUUCUCGAGCCCGGAAACUUCCUAUUGCUACAGUAUUUACCACUCACGCCACACUGCUGGGGCGGUACCUCUGUGCAGCCAACACUGAUUUCUACAACCAUCUUGACAAGUUUGACAUAGACAAGGAGGCAGGGGAAAGGCAGAUUUAUCACCGGUACUGCAUGGAGAGAGCUUCUGUCCACUGUGCUCACGUGUUCACCACAGUGUCUGAAAUAACAGCCAUAGAGGCAGAACACAUGCUGAAGAGAAAGCCUGAUGUAAUUACUCCAAAUGGUUUGAACGUUAAGAAGUUUUCAGCAGUACAUGAGUUUCAAAAUCUACAUGCCAUGUACAAGGCCAGGAUCCAAGACUUUGUUCGAGGUCAUUUCUAUGGUCAUCUGGACUUUGAUCUUGAAAAAACUUUGUUCCUUUUCAUUGCCGGGAGGUAUGAGUUUUCAAACAAAGGAGCUGACAUCUUCCUAGAAUCUUUAUCCAGGCUGAAUUUCCUGCUGAGGAUGCACAGAAGUGAUGUCACGGUGGUGGUAUUUUUCAUCAUGCCUGCCAAGACCAAUAAUUUCAACGUGGAAACCCUGAAAGGCCAAGCAGUACGGAAACAGCUGUGGGACACGGCACAUACCCUGAAGGAAAAAUUUGGAAAGAAACUCUACGAUGCAUUGUUAAGAGGAGAAGUUCCUGACAUGAACAGCAUUUUGGAUCGAGAUGAUCUAACAAUAAUGAAAAGAGCCAUCUUUUCGACUCAGCGACAGUCUUUGCCUCCAGUGACCACACACAACAUGAUCGAUGACUCCAGUGACCCCAUCCUCAGCACCAUCAGACGCAUCGGACUUUUCAACAGUCGCACAGACAGAGUCAAGGUGAUUUUGCACCCAGAGUUUCUCUCCUCCACCAGCCCAUUAUUACCCAUGGAUUAUGAAGAGUUUGUUCGAGGUUGUCAUCUUGGUGUCUUCCCAUCGUACUAUGAACCCUGGGGUUACACUCCAGCUGAAUGUACUGUGAUGGGCAUCCCCAGUGUGACAACCAACCUGUCUGGCUUUGGCUGUUUUGUACAGGAACACGUGGCUGAUCCCACUGCAUACGGUAUUUACAUUGUUGACAGGCGGUUUCGCUCUCCAGACGAUUCUUGCAAUCAGCUGACUCAGUUUCUCUAUGGAUUUUGCAAACAGUCACGCCGCCAAAGAAUUAUCCAGAGGAAUCGAACUGAGAGGCUCUCAGAUCUUCUGGACUGGAGAUACUUAGGCAGAUAUCACCAGCAUGCCAGGCACCUGACAUUAAGCAGAGCUUUUCCAGACAAAUUCCAUAUGGAACCCAUAUCACCACCAACGACAGAAGGGUUUAAAUACCCCAGACCUUCCUCAGUUCCUCCUUCUCCAUCAGGAUCUCAGGUCUCCAGUCCUCAAAGCAGUGAUGUGGAAGAUGAAGAUGAGGAGGAUCGAUACGAUGAGGAAGAGGAGGCAGAAAGGGACCGGUUAAAUAUCAAGUCACCUUUUUCCCUGGGUCAUAUUCCUCAGGGGAAGAAAAAGCUGCAUGGUGAAUACAAGAACUGAACUCCACCCUUGCUGGGCAGAGUUAAUAUAGUGAGAACACAGUAGGAAUGACAUGUAUUCUUGAAAUGUAUUCUCUGCCUGGAACAUGGAGAUUGAGUGGCAAUUUUUGUAAUUUAUAAAAAAAAAAUCCAAAUUC
Molecule: messenger RNA, 2248 nt
Organism: Talpa occidentalis (Iberian mole)
Lineage: Eukaryota; Metazoa; Chordata; Mammalia; Eulipotyphla; Talpidae
Gene: GYS2
Product: glycogen synthase 2
Exons: 16
Coding region: 1-2112 (703 amino acids)
Biological process (GO): glycogen biosynthetic process
Cellular component (GO): cytoplasm
Molecular function (GO): alpha-1,4-glucan glucosyltransferase (UDP-glucose donor) activity
Source: RefSeq, a predicted model, not a curated record